This is a messenger RNA of Mangifera indica (mango), 1840 nucleotides long. Its product is annotated as acetolactate synthase small subunit 2, chloroplastic-like. The record is from RefSeq and is a predicted model, not a curated record. Gene Ontology annotation, biological process: L-valine biosynthetic process. Gene Ontology annotation, molecular function: acetolactate synthase activity; acetolactate synthase regulator activity. Lineage: Eukaryota; Viridiplantae; Streptophyta; Magnoliopsida; Sapindales; Anacardiaceae. Gene Ontology annotation, cellular component: cytosol. The transcript has 12 exons. Bases 50 to 1495 code for a protein of 481 amino acids.
GUACAUUUUACUUUUACACUCUGCUCAUCCUCUUCUUCUUUGCUCUCCAAUGGCCGCCGUUUCUACACUAGAGUCACCAACCUGCUUCCUGAAACCUUCCUCAGACUCUAAGAUCCCUCCUUCCAUCUCAAAGUUUUCACCUUUUCUUUCGUAUUCGGUCUCCAUAUCUAACAAGACCUUUCACAAGUCCAAGAGUUUGGUGGUCUCUGCUGCAAGUUCUGAUAAUAAAACCAUUGAUAGCUGCUUUCCUGCCCCGGCUCCCACUCGCCCGAAGGUGAGACGACACACAAUUUCUGUGUUUGUUGGGGAUGAAAGUGGAAUGAUAAAUCGUAUUGCUGGUGUCUUUGCAAGGAGGGGAUAUAAUAUUGAAUCCCUUGCUGUUGGUCUGAAUAAGGACAGGGCACUCUUCACCAUAGUUGUUUCUGGAACUGACAAUGUUCUGCAGCAAGUAGUGGAACAGCUUCAGAAACUUGUUAAUGUUUUGAAGGUUGAAGAUAUCUCAAAUGAGCCCCAGGUAGAACGUGAACUAAUGCUUAUAAAAGUGAAUGCAUAUCCAGAAUUCCGUGCUGAGAUUAUGUGGCUAGUGGACAUAUUUAGGGCGAAAAUUGUGGAUAUUUCUGAACACUCAUUAACAAUUGAGGUAACUGGAGAUCCAGGGAAAAUGGUUGCUGUGCAAAGGAAUUUAAGCAAGUUUGGAAUCCGAGAAAUUGCAAGAACUGGAAAGAUUGCCUUGAGAAGGGAAAAAAUGGGCGCUUCUGCUCCAUUCUGGCGAUUUUCAGCAGCUUCAUAUCCUGAUCUUGAAGGACCAACAUCUGUCAACGGUCUUGCAGGGGCAGAAGAUAAAUCAUAUGCCAGCGGAACUGAUACAUCUGCAGGGGGAGAUGUGUAUCCAGUGGAGUCAGAUGAUGUCCUUCCGUACAAUCAAGUGCUUGAUGCUCACUGGGGUGUCCUUAAUGAUGAAGAUACAAGUGGACUUCGGUCGCAUACUCUGUCGAUGAUUGUAAAUGAUUCUCCAGGAGUUCUUAACAUUGUUACAGGGGUUUUUGCUCGAAGGGGCUAUAACAUUCAGAGUUUGGCAGUUGGACAUGCAGAAACAGAGGGGCUUUCACGAAUUACAACUGUUGUUCCUGGUACAGAUGAAUCAGUUAGCAAGUUGGUGCAGCAACUUUAUAAGCUAAUAGAGAUACAUGAGGUUAGGGAUCUUACUCAUCUGCCAUUUGCUGAACGAGAAUUGAUGAUGAUAAAGAUUGCUGUAAACGCCACUGCCCGACGAGAUGUCCUUGACAUUGCCAGCAUCUUCAGGGCCAAAGCUGUCGACGUGUCUGAUCAUACAAUCACUCUUGAGCUCACAGGAGACUUAGACAAGAUGGUUGCAUUGCAGAGAUUAUUAGAGCCUUACGGCAUUUGUGAGGUAGCACGAACAGGGAGGAUAGCAUUGGUUCGUGAAUCAGGUGUGGAUUCCAAGCACCUCCGCGGAUAUUCGUUUCCUCUAUAAUCGAAGACUAGGGAAGCUCAAUUUGUUUUAUAGGUCAAUAGAUGUGUUUUGUUCACAGGAAAGGAGAAUUUUAUAAGUUUCCCAGAGAUUGUUUAGAUUGUGGGUUUUGUCGGGAGUUUUCAAUCGCUCUUAUUUUUGCUUGUUCUACAUAUCAGCUUUGAUCAUGUUAGACUAUGCUGAGUUUGUCUUAAGAGCAUUGUUUAACAUGUUAAAUGAUGAUUUUGAUAGGCUUAAUGAUAGGGUUCUCUUGUAAACAAGGCUGAAGUUGAUCCAGUUCAAGCUCGAACAAAGUUUAGCUUGAGAUUGUCUCGAAUUCUUAUAAACAAUUUCACUUUGAGUUUGAUC